GCCGCUACAUCAGCAGCAACUUCUGGAGUCGCAUCAAGGACGAAAUCGACGGCCUCGAGAUGGACAUCCGUGACCGGGACAUGGAUGACUCCGACCUGUCUGACUCAGGCGAGGCCGACCACAACACUGGCAGCAUGGCCACGUCCGAGAGGUCGGCCGGAACGCGCGCUGAACCUGGUACACUCAACCACGGUGGUCGACCAGGAUGACUUCGUGGGUGUCAAGCUGGCCGCAGCAGCUCUUGUAGAUGACUUGCGCCGCGUUUCGAGCGCAGAAGUCCCCCCUCUUGUCGAGUUGAGGUCAGACAGCCCAACCACCUUGGCCACAACCACGGCGAUCAUUGUGGGCACCAUCGAAUCGUCGUCGCUCAUCCGCGGCCUGGUCGAACAAGGCCUCGUCAACGUGGAAGCCAUAAAGGGCAAGUGGGAAUGCUUUGCCACCGCCGUCGUCGACAAACCGCAAUGUCUACCUGGAUGCGAGCGGGCAUUCGUCGUUGCAGGGAGCGACAAGCGAGGGGCGACAUAUGGUAUCUACACACUCACUGAGCAGAUUGGCGUCUCGCCGUGGCACUGGUGGGCGGACGUACCCGUCAAACACCACGAUGAGAUAUUUGCACUGCCUCAUCUGUAUUCGAGCAAGGAACCCAGCGUCAAGUUCAGAGGCAUCUUCAUCAAUGACGAAGCGCCAGCAUUGACGGGGUUGGUCUUGGAGAAGUUUGGAAAGUACGGCAAGGAAUUCCACGUGAAAGUCUUUGACUUGUUGCUGCGUUUGAAGGCAAAUUUUAUGUGGCCAGCAAUGUGGCCUGGGUACCCUAAUCCUGGCUCUUCGUUCUUUGCCGACGACGACGAAAAUCAGAAGACCGCAGAUGACUACGGCAUUGUCAUGUCAACAUCACACCACGAGCCAAUGCAGAGAGCGACAAAUGAAUGGUUCGCGGAGAAUGAAAGGGGUACAUGGUCGUGGCUCACUCACAAGGACAAGAUCACGCAAUUCUUCGACCAAGGUAUUCAUCGAGCGGUACCGUACGAGUCCUACUUCACGAUGGGCAUGAGAGGAGAGUAUGACGUUGCGAUGGACACAGACGAUCCUGCUGCAGUCAUCCAGGAUGUGAUCAACACUCAAAGAUCACUGAUCGGUGCUCGCCAUGGGCGUGAUGAUGCUGUUCCACAGCUGUUGGCGCUGUACAAGGAAGUGCAGGAAUAUUAUGACGCCGGGAAACUUGUGGUCCCUGAAGAUGUAACGCUUCUAUUCGCGGACGACAACUUUGGCAGCAUUCGCCGCUUGCCGAGUCGCAUGGAGCAAGGAAGAAAAGGCGGUGCAGGUAUAUACUACCACUUCGAAUAUGUCGGGCAUCCACGGAGUUACAAGUGGAUCAACUCCAAUUCGCUAGGAAAGACCUGGCAUCAACUGCAAGAAGCACAUGCACGGAACGCCAGGCAGAUCUGGGUGUUCAACGUGGGUGACAUCAAGCCGCUUGAGGUACCACUCACUUUUGCUAUGGCUCUCGCUUGGGACAUCACCUCCAUAGCGGCCGACGGUUUCAGCACUUUCUACAAGGAACUGGCGGUGCGUGACUUUGGCAAUGAUCUAGCGCCUUCCAUUGCUGCUUCUUGGGAUGGGUACGACCGGCUGGUCGCAGUCCGCCGCCACGAGCAUAUCGAAGCCAACACUUUCUCACUCCUCCACUACAGCGAAGCUGACAUGAUCGAGUCCGAGUGGCGCAAGCUCGUGGCCAAUGCCCAACUGGUCUACGAUAGCAUGGUUCCGGAGCAGUAUCGUGCUUGCUUCUUCGAACUUGUCCUUCACCCACUCAAAGCGAGCUUCAUCUACAACUCUCUCCGGAUCAACCAGGCGCGCAAUCAACUCUGGGCAUCACAGCGACGGAAUACGGCGAACAAGGCGAUGCGGACUGUCCUUGACUUGUUUGACGAAGACUUCUCCUUGAGCGAAGAGUUCCAUCAGAUUCUGGGCGGCAAAUGGAAUCAGAUCAUGCGCCAGACCCAUUAUGGGUUCAACGAUACUUGGCACGCCCCAAGUCGAGAUAUGAUCAGCGGUCUGUGUUACGUCCAGGCUCGACAGGAUAGCAACCCCGUCGUCGGUCAACUUGGGGUCUGCGUCGAAGGUCACACUGGUGUUAGACCGGGGGUGUGCAACGAGGAGAGCGACCGAACUCACCCCAGCCGUCGCGAUCUCGUGCCUGGUGUGACUUUGGGACCAAUGACACCUUACGGUCCAAAGUCUCGCUGGUUCGAACUUUAUACCCGCGGCAGCAAAACUCUUGAGUUUCAGUGCAGUGCACCAACCCCUUGUGUCCGGCUCUCGAUUGCCUCUGGGCGCGUGGUGCCGGGACAGCCCGAUGUGCGCGUUGAGAUUACCAUCGAUUGGGAGCAAGUGCCAGCGGAUCUCGAUGAAGAGGUUCUGAUUGAUGUGCGGACGCAAGGUGGCAACUACGGGCCAUACUUGGACGAUUUCGAGCAGGUCCAUCUUCCCAUCAAUAACCGCCGGCUCGACAAGGGCCAGUUGGCCACCUUCACAGGUUUUGUAGAGUCAGACGGGUAUGUGUCGAUUCCUGCUGUGGCUCCUGCAACACUUCCAUCGGAGUACCGCGUCCUGCCCAAAGUCGGUCGCCUGGGCUUGGGUUCCGUCGUUGUUGAUCGUGGCGCUGUUGCUGCCACCCAAGUUCCGGACCUUACCUAUGACAUUUAUGUCUGGGAGAGCACGUCAGCUGCAACUUUGACAUUAUACUUUAACAUGACGCUCGAUCUGGACCCGGACGAGGUCAUGCUUUAUAAUGUUUCCUUGGGUCCGUUGAGCCUUGAAAGACAACGACUGGUCAAGGAGCCGGCGAACAAAGGCGAACUCCCCCCUGGCUGGUACACGGCUGUCCAAGACUGUACUUGGAAGCCUCGGCACGAGGUUGGUGUCUUGCCGGCGGGCAGGCAUAGCCUUUACAUUCGAUUGCUUCAUCCUAACAUGAUCCUUGAGAAGGCCGUUGUGGAUCUGGGUGGCCUCAAGCCAAGCUACCUUGGGCCGCCCAUGAGCACACGCCUGAUUGCAAAUAGACAGUAGCCCAAAAACCGAGGCUGAGAACCGAACAACCUUUGUACCUCUGUACAACGGCAUGCAUGCCGCACAAGAGUACAUGGGUGGUGGUUCGGGGCAUCCAGGGAGACGAGAGACAAAGAGCAGGAGCUAUAGUUACGUCACAAGAGAGAUUAUGAGACACGACUCCAACGUUGAGUGUGAACAAGCCGGCUGAUGCAUAGUCUGCGCAUGGACGCACAAUGUGACUUGUAGUGCA
Messenger RNA from Microdochium trichocladiopsis, 3301 nucleotides. RefSeq lists its product as uncharacterized. The record is from RefSeq and is a predicted model, not a curated record. The coding region runs from base 85 to 3069 and encodes 994 amino acids. The transcript has 7 exons. Lineage: Eukaryota; Fungi; Ascomycota; Sordariomycetes; Xylariales; Microdochiaceae.